Papaver somniferum (opium poppy) is the source of this 3123-nucleotide messenger RNA. RefSeq names its product M protein, serotype 24-like. The transcript is spliced from 3 exons. NCBI's taxonomy places the organism in Eukaryota, Viridiplantae, Streptophyta, Magnoliopsida, Ranunculales, Papaveraceae. Bases 136 to 2697 code for a protein of 853 amino acids. The record is from RefSeq and is a predicted model, not a curated record.
GAAAAGAAAAGAAAAGAAAAGAAGAAAUACCUAACCCAGAAGAAAACCCAACAACAGGCGAAAAAUUCCAUUUCUCAACAAAGAAUCUGAACCAGGAGGAGUUCGUUAAUCAAGAUUGGAACUAGUAAUUCAAUCAUGAAUCCACAUAAACGCUCCAGAAAAGAGUCUGAAGUUGAGACCAAUCUUCCGAGGAAACUUAGGGAAAGACGCAAUACAGCUGUUUCCAGCGGAAAACUUUCCGAAGAAAAUCCAAUACCAGACGAUACACUAUUGUCUGUAUUGAAGGCUAAAUUGAAACCAGUAUUGGGCGAUACAGUUAAGGCUGAUGCGAAAGCAAAACCAGUAUCUGAAAUUAUGAUGAAGACUAACAUGAAAGCAAAACCAGCGUCAGAUGAUGUGAAGAAGGCUGAUGUGUUUGCAACAAAAUUACGUUCGUUUUGGAAGGAAACAGUAGAUGGAUUAAAGGAAGAACUUAAAGAGAAGGAGCUGGAACUUGUGUUGCUUGAAAAUAUUUCGACAAAACAGAAACUGAAAUACUGUAUUGAUCUGCUUGCUGUACGGGUAAGUGAGUCGUUAUUUGAGUCUUUUGUGGCUGAUUAUGAGGAUUAUGCUCGUAAUGGCAUCGAAGAAUUAACUGUAAGAAUGGUAAACAAGCAGCUCGAGUUUAAUCAUCUCGAAAAUGAUAUAAAGCGCCUGAACGAAACAAGAACGUCACUCUUAGAUCUUACAAGAAAAGAGAAGCAAGAAGUUGAGCAAUUAUGUAAAAGAGAGGCAGAUAAAGAUGCUGAACUACAUAAAGAUACCGAAAUACUGAGAAAACAGAAGAUUGAGCUAGUAACUGAUAUUUAUUCACUUGACCAAGAGAAGACUGCACUCAGCAUGGAAAAGACUAAACUCGCAAGUCAUGUUGCAGUUCUCAUUAAACAGGAAUCGGAGAUGGGAAUUGAAAUUGAUUCAUUGAGCAAAAAGAAAAGUAAACUCGAAGGUGAUACUGAAUUACUGAACAAACUAAAGAGGAACCUGGAUAGUUAUAUUGAAGAUCUUAACAAGGAGAAGUCUAAAUUGGGAGACGAUAUUUGUAUGCUCAAAAAAGAAAAGAAAAUACUUGAAAACGAGAAGAUUGAAUUGGGGAUUGAACCUGGGUUAUUCAUCAAGGAGAAUGAUACACUAAGAAGUGAUAUUUGUUCUCUUAAGAAAGAGAAGAAUACCUUGGCAAGUGAUAUUGAGUCACUUAAAAAUGACAAGGCUAAGUUGGGAAUUGAUCGUCAGCUAAUCGACAAGGUGAAGGGUAAACUGGUAAGACUCAACAAAGAGAAGGAUAAACUGGGAGGCGACAUUGAAAUGCUUAAAAAAGAAAAGUCUGCACUGCAAAGUGAUAUUUGUCAGCUCAGCGAACAGAAGACAAAAUUAGAAACUGACAGUGAGUUACUUAACAAUGAGAAGGAUAAACUGGGACGUGACAUUGAAAUACAUAGCAAAGAAAAGUCCGCAGUGCUGAGUGAUAUUUGUUCGCUUGACGAAAAGAAGGCUCUUCUGGUAACUGAAAUUGAAUCGCUUAACAAUGAGAAGACGAAAUUGGGAAGUUAUACCGAGUUACUCAACAAGGAGAAGACGAAAUUGCAAACCGAUUUGGAACUUCUCCACAAAGAAAAAUCUACAGUACAAGGUGAAAUUUGUUCACUCAAUGAAAACAAGACUACUCUGGAAAGUGAAAUUGAAUUGCUUAGCAGUAAGAAGACCACGUUGGGAAAUGAGACUGAGUUGCUCAAUAAGGAGAAGACGAAAUUGCAAAGUGAGUUUGAAUUUCUCACAAAAGAAAAGGCUGCAGUACAAGGUGAUAUUUGUUCGCUCGAUGAAAAAAAGACCACCCUGGAAAGUGACAUUCGAUCACUUGGCAACGAGAAGACUAAGUUGGAAUGUUAUACUGAGUCAGUCAAAAAGGAGAAAAAGAAAUUGCAAAGUGAUUUUGAAUCUCUCAACAAAGAAAAAUCUACAGUAGAAAGUGAAUUUAGAUCACUUAACAGUGUGAAGAAUAAAUUGGUAACUGAAACUCAGUUUCUCAACAAGGAGAAGAUGGAACUUCGACGUGAUUUCGAAUUUCUCAACCAAGAGAAAACUACUUUAGGAAUGGAUGUUGUGUUACUCAAGAAAGGAAAGUCAGAAGUCGAAACUGAUCUUGAAUUCCUCCAAGAUGAGAAGAAUAAGCUGCAUGGUGAUAUCCAUUCUCUGAACAAAGAGAAGGAUAAACUGAUUACUUAUUUUGAACUCUUCAACAGAAAGAAGGAUAAGCUGAAAAAGGAUACUGAACUUCUCAACGAGGAGAAGGAGAAAUUGCAAUCAGAUAUUGAGUAUCUCAAUGAAGAGAAGGACGAAUUUAUACGUUCCGUGACGUCUGAUGUUAAUGAAUCAUUCUAUGAACGUGAGAAAACACUUGCUGAGAAUGAAAAAAUGUUGAUAGAGCUUAAAGAGAUGAACCAAACAUUGGUUGCCAAGGAACGUUUUUAUACUGAAGAACUUCAGGAAGCUCGCCAAGAAUUUAUCAAGGUAAUGGCGCCAGAAAAGGUAAAUAACAGACAGACAGGGAUUGGAGUCAAGACAAUGAGAAAAGGAGGACCAGUGCUUUGGAAUUUUAAAGAGGGAAAGAGAGCCUCGCUGAAAGAAGUAAUCAGGUUUCAUUUUAACCGUAUGAAUAAGUAAAACAGAUAAAUGUUCUACAUCAACCUAGUUUUCGUCUGUCAAUCAUGCCAAGGAAUUUUCAGCUGGACAUUAGGAAUGUGAUAAUGGGCUUAAUGGCUACUUCCUCCAGUUUUCUGGACAUGAAUGAAGAAAGUAGAGAUGUUGUUGUUGUUGAAUGAAGACAGUAGAGAUGUUAUCGGAUGGCUCUCCGUGUAAAGCUAGAAAGUGUAAAUGUUAAGCAAUUUAAUUGUAAAAGCUGUUACUGAUCAAGCUACAUUUUUAAGAGAAGUUAAUUUUUCAUUUGUUAUGUGGGGAGUCAUUACCUCAUGCAGAUAGUAUACUCCCCAAUUUUUCUAUCAUUUUUCAAAUUCUUUGGAUCUCUGUACACUGCAAACUUACCUGCAAGUAAGUUGUAAUGCUCACAUAUAUCUUUCCUAUUCUCAUCUU